This is a messenger RNA of Microtus ochrogaster (prairie vole), 3316 nucleotides long. RefSeq names its product coiled-coil domain containing 146 (gene Ccdc146). Lineage: Eukaryota; Metazoa; Chordata; Mammalia; Rodentia; Cricetidae. Gene Ontology annotation, cellular component: cytoskeleton. The record is from RefSeq and is a predicted model, not a curated record.
GGAUACCAAGGACGCGACUUGUUUGGAGAGCGGAGUUUUGGAGUGAGACGCAGAGACAAGAAACCACAGAGAAAGCUAAGAGUUUAAGUAAGAAGCGGGACCAAGAGAAAGGAAUUGUAAAGCAUGGAAGAGAGCAGCACAGACACAGAAGGAGAGAAAGAAGACGACGAGGAGGAAGCGGCACGGAAAGCAGCAGAAGCCAAAGAGAGGGAGAGAAGGAAGGACCAGAAGGACCACCCCUCCGCCAUCGUGCCCACAGUUAACAUUCGAGAGGAGCGGCUGGUCGAUUUAGCCGAAACUCCAGCUUUCCGCUGUCUGCACGAGCUGCAUUCUAUGGGAAAACUUCCCGGGACCAGAAUGGCAGAGCUGAAAGCCAAGUACACGGUGCUCCAUGACAUGGUGGUGAGCACCCAGCAGUCGGAGGUGCAGCUGCUGGAGAACGCCAAACUCUUCACCGAGCAGAUCCAACAGCAGCUCGUCCGCCUGCAGCAAGCCGACGACUUCCCCAACGCCUUCUCCACUGAGGUCUGCAAGCUGCGGGAGCAGCUGCUCAAGUACCAGAACGAAUACAGUGCGGCGCAAGAGAGGGAGUACCACAACCAGUACAGACUGAACAGCCUAACCGAAGAAAAGAGUCUCAUACUAAAGGAAUUUGAGAAGAUACCUAAGCCAGGCGAAAUGGAGAAGAAGAUGAGAACCCUAAAGGAAAGCACCGAAGAACUGCGCAAGGAAGUAAUUCAGAAGAGACUGGAAAUCAAAAUCCUCCGGGAAGACCUGGCGUCCAAGCAGAAGCAGCUAACGAAGGAGCAGAAGGAGCUAGAGGAGGUGCUGGAGUGUCAGGUUGGCCUGAAGGAUGACGUGGUCCACCAUCAAACCAUUCCUGUACAAAUUUCAAAGGAGAUAGAAAAAAUGACCCGCAAAAAAAUAGAAAUGGAAAAGAAAAAUAUUGUCUUGGAAUACGAAGUCAAAGAGCUAAAUGGGUCUUUAAAGAAGCUUGAGAACAAAGUCAACGCUCUGGUGGAAGAGAAGGAUGAUGUCGUGAAGGAAGUGGAGGGCAAGCGAGCCCUAUUGGAAGUGAAGGAACGAGAGUAUAACCAACUACUUAAGAUGCUGGAGUUAACCAAAGAGAACGAAGCUUCCUCGCUAGCUGAAAGAGGGAUCUUGGACCUUAAUCUUCGAAACUGCCUCAUUGACAAGCAGAGCUACCAUGAUGAACUUUGCCGCAAGCAAAGGGAGAAAGAGCGAGAUUUCCGCAACCUGAAGAAGACGGAGCUGCUCCUGAAAGUGUCCUUGGAGGCGCUGACUCAGACUCAAGCCCUGAACCAAAGGCUGCUACUCGAGAUCGAAGCUAUCCCUAAGGAUGACCUUCUGUUGCCUGAGAGAAGGAGAGACCUCCAAAAGGAAGUUGAAUUGGCUAAGAGGAACCUGGCUCAGCAGAGGAGCCUAUCCGAAGCGGAGGCGAGGCUGGUGGAGCAGCAGAUCGCAGAGCAAAACAAGCUCUUGAAGGAACAAGAGAACAUGCGAGACCUGCUGUUCAACCUGGGGCGAAUGACUCAGCUCAGAGUUGACGAGCGGGAACAAAAGUCCAAGGAUUUCCUGAAAGCCCAGCAAAAACAUUUCAAUGUCAUUAAGGAAAUCAAAGCAAAGGACCUUGAGAUCAGACUACACAAGAAGAGAAAACAUGAAAUUCAUCGGAGACUUAAAGAGUUUGCUGCACUUUAUGACACAAUCAGAAACGAAAGGAAUAAGUUUGUCAACCUCCUACACAAAGCUCAUCAGAAAGUAAACGAGAUCAGAGAAAGGCACAAAAUGUCACUAAAUGAGCUGGAAAUCCUAAGGAACAGUGCUGUCUCUCAAGAUAGGAAGUUACAGAACUCCAUGCUGAAGCACUCCAACAACGUGACCAUCAGGGAGAGCAUGCAGAACGACGUGUGCAAAAUCACCGCCAAGCUUCAGGAGAUGAAGGAGAAGAAGGAGGCGCAGCUGACCAGUAUGGACCGCCUGGCCGGCAUGAUCACCGUCAUUGAGGAGGAGAUGGUGCAGCUCCACAAAAAGUAUGAGAAGGCCGUCCAGCGUCGAAACGAAUGUGGUGUUCAACUGAUAGAGCGUGAGGAAGAAGUGUGCAUUUUUUAUGAGAAAAUAAACAUCCAAGAGAAGAUGAAACUCCACGGCGAUGUCGAAAUCCACAUCCUGGAUGAGAAAAUCCGAUUCCUGAAGCUGAAGAUAGCCGAAAAGCAAAGACAAAUCUGCGUGACACAGAAGCUGCUGCCCACCAAGAGGGCCCUUGACGCCGACCUGGCGGUGCUGCAAAUCCAGUUCUCCCAGUGUGCAGACAGAAUCAAAAGCCUGGAGAAACGCUUUGUCAACCCCGACAGCAAGGGCAGAAUCCGCUUCAUUCCCGGGAAAGAUCUGACCGAAGAAGAAAUGGUCAAGAAGUUAGACAUGCUGGAGCUUCAGCUGGCCAAGAAGGAGGAGAAGUUACUGGAGAAGGAUUUCAUCUAUGAGCACGUGUCCCAGCUCACCAACAGGCUCAGAGGCAAAACCCAGACUUGCAAGGAGGACACGCUGCUCUUAGCCAAGAAGAUGAACGGCUACCAAAAACGGAUCAAAGAUGCUACUGAGAAAAUGAUGGCCCUGGUUGCCGAGUUGUCCAUGAAGCAAGCCCUGACCAUUGAACUCCAGAAGGAGGUGAGGGAGAAAGAAGAAUUCAUCUUCUCCUGCAGUUCCAGGAUAGAAAAGGGCCUGCCACUCAACAGAGAAAUCGAGAAGGACUGGCUGAAGGUUCUCCGAGAUGAAGAAAUGUAUGCCUUUGCCACCGCUGAGAAGUCCCGGGAAUACAUGGAAACAGAUUACCGGCAGCUGCCCAACGGUGUUUACACGACGGCAGAGCAGCGCCCAAAUGCCUACAUGCCUGAAGUAGAAACCGCGCUUCCUCUGCCCAAACCCUACGGGGCGAUGGCUCCAUUCAAGCCCUCGGAAACUGGAGCCAACAGAAGGCACAUCAGGAAGCCUGUGGUGAAGCCCAUUGAGAUCUAAGCGCGUGGGCCAGUCCAGGCUUCACCAGACCUGCAGUGGGGAACGACCACCAGGGUCCUAAUUCUGCCAUCAGUUGGGCACAGUCAACAAGGGAGCGAGACACAGUUCUCACGUUCGCCAACCAAUCCACGCUGUGUGACACCAAAUGGAACACAGACUACAAUUAGAGUGUAUUUUCAUUGCUCAUGUCUUUCCUUUUUAUUGUUUAUGUCGACUACAUUUCAGGAUUGUAUAGUAGAGAAAACACUGUAAGAAUACGAAAUAAAUAACUUCUCAGAGA